AUGGUAAACGCAUUAACGAUUGCAAAUCCGCGAUUUCUCACGCAGAAACGGCCCUGCAGAUUGAUAGUUUCUUGGAACCGACACUUCUGUGUUUCCCGCCUCGGAUCAAGGGUUCAUGAAAUUGAUGAACCUAUCGAAGAAGAGCUGCUUCCAAGCGAUCGACUGAGAUGCUUCCAUCCGACUCAUCCUGGUGAGAUACUAGAUGGCAGGUUCAAGACGAUUGCUAAGCUCGGUUUUGGCGGUGGUUCUACUGUUUGGCUGGCUGAGAAUCUCAAAUUCAAAAGGUGGGAGAAAUCCUUCAUGUUGAUUCCUUGUUUCGUUAGUAUAAAAAUUGCGGCUCUCGAUACGGAUGCAUCUGGGGAGACGAGGUAUUCAAAGAUUAUCACUCACGCCAAACGCUCACACGACGGCCUCGCAUUCAUACGGACGCCUAUCGAUGAGUUUCAGUUAGAAGGACCGGAAGGAACACACCUCUGUCUCGUGUAUGUGCCAAUGAGGGAGACUCUUUUUCGUCUUCAGCACCGAUUGCAGCGGCAAAGACUAGCGCCACCCUUGUUCAAGUUUUACAUCUACUGUCUCCUUCACGCUCUGGAUUAUUUGCACACUGAGUGCCAUCUCAUCCAUACAGAUAUCAAGGACAAUAAUAUCAUGAUGACAAUUGAAAAUGACGUUGUCUUGGCCGACUACGUCAAUUGCCAAUCAAAAGCCCCCCAGUCUAGGCAUAUCCGAAGGGAGGAUGGCCGUGUGACCUACCUCUCACAAGACGACUUUGGACCUUUGCGGGGCUCCCGGCUGCUACCAGAGCUGGCUGAUUUCAAUCUCUGUUUUCCCGGACUUGAUGGUGGCGUCGGCCAUCUUUCUGCCAUCCAAUCUCACCGCUUCCGGGCCCCAGAGGUGCUGCUCGGCUGUCCCUGGUCAUACAGUGCUGACAUCUGGAACUUCGGCCUUCUCAUGUGGAAUCUGCUGGAAGACAUCAGCCUGUUCGACCGGCCUGCUGGCGAGGACGGCGAAUACGAUGCACACGUCCACCUUGCACAGAUGAUUUCUCUCCUGGGAGAUCCGCCAGAGGAACUGAUCAAGAGGGAGCGAAUCUUUCGUACACACAUGCUCAAGAGGCCGGUCCUGAACCCACGCGGCAAGCAGUGCAAGACCAUGAACGAGUUUUGGGGCGGUCCUUUUUUCGACGACGAUGACAAAAUUCUUCGGAAGGACUUGCUUAGAGAAGGGAGGAAGUUGGCAGACACGGUGACGGAACUAGUUGGCGAUGAGAAAGAGGCAUUUCUCGAUUUUGCUUCUGGCAUGCUCCAGUGGUUGCCCGAGAAGAGGAAGACUGCCAAGGAGCUAUUGGAACAUCCCCUCCUCGAAACGCUUCACAAAGAUCGCGAACAGAAUAUGUAA
Clonostachys solani is the source of this 1398-nucleotide messenger RNA. NCBI's taxonomy places the organism in Eukaryota, Fungi, Ascomycota, Sordariomycetes, Hypocreales, Bionectriaceae. The record is from the annotation of a GenBank genome assembly.